AUAAGACGUACGUACACAUAUAAAAGUUAUGCGAUUAUUGUACGUAUAUAAAGUCGUAAUACGUGUAGUGCAUCAUCUGUGCGUGGAUUGUCAUCGUCGGUGACGGGAGAGAAAGGUGACGAUGGUGGUCGAAUUUCAAAGAUACGAGACAUAUGAAACCUUCGAAAUACAGAUUUCGCUGGAGAUUUCAUCUUUAAUGGUCGUGUGACGUUGAUGACGUUGAUCGUAACCGGUGACGUUACGUAGCGGACGUGUAUUUAACGGUUGCUCAUUCUUGACUCGAGUGUGUCGAGUCUUGACUCGCGUCUCGAGUGGUAAAAGCUCUGAAGACGGAACAUAAAUCGGGUGACGAACGUCGUCGUCUUUGUGUUAAACCAACAAUUCAGUAACCCGUGGGGAAGAAUGAACGUAAACAAGGAUCUGCAGUACGAGCGGAACAGGUGCACGUUCCGAACUAUAGAAUUGACAAAUCUCUUGGACGGCGGUGCGGAUCGAACGCUGGAGCGUCGUGAACUAGAAGAGUAUUUCUUGUCCGAUCCCGAGUUACACGAUGUGGUACCGGACAAAUUUAAAAGUCACAAAGAAAUAUACGAGGAGGCUGUGCGAAAAUCGUGUCUGGUUUUGCAGAAAGUGAGACUUUUGCAAGAGUCCGGAAAAGGCGGUAUGAACGUAUAUACUCACAUCAUCGGAGCUAGACUCGGUACCGCGAUAUUCAAUGAUGGAUUCCCAUUCUUGGUGCAUUUCGCGAUGUUUCUUCCAGGAAUUAUGGGGCAGGGAAACACGAAACAACAAGCGUAUUGGAUGACCAAAUCUUGGAACGGAGACAUCAUCGGCACGUAUGCUCAGACCGAGCUUGGCCAUGGCACGUUCAUCAGGGGCUUAGAAACGACGGCGACUUACGAUCCCCAAACAAAGGAAUUUGUUUUAAACAGCCCUACUUUGACAUCUUAUAAAUGGUGGCCCGGCGGCUUGGGUCAUACCGCGAAUCAUGCGAUUGUACUCGCACAACUGUACACAGAAGGUGACUGUAAAGGGAUUCAUCCUUUCAUCGUUCAAUUAAGAGAUACAAAUACUCACGAACCAUUACCAGGUAUUAAGAUCGGAGAAAUUGGUACGAAACUGGGAAUGAACGCUGUGAACAACGGUUUCCUCGGGUUUGAAAAUGUUAGGAUACCGCGGGAGAGCAUGAUGAUGAAGAACUCUCAGGUUCUGGAAGAUGGAACGUACGUGAAGUCGAAAAACGACAAAUUAACAUACGGUACGAUGGUAUUCGUCCGAGUAAUGUUGCUCAACGAUAUUAUAACUUAUUUAGCCAAAGCGUGUACGAUUGCGACACGGUACAGCGCUGUAAGACGUCAAGGCCAGAUACAUUCCGAUAAACCCGAAGUGCAGAUUUUGGAUUAUGUGACGCAACAGUAUAAAAUUUUUCCACACAUCGCCGCGUACUUCGCGUUUAAAAUGGUAGCCAUUCAUAUGUGGGAUUUGUACAAUAGCGUGAAUUCCCAGUUGGAGCAAGGCGAUAUGGAUAAGCUGCCCGAGUUGCAUGCAUUGUCGUGUUGCUUAAAAGCAGUUGCGUCUGCAGACGGGGCAAACGGUGUUGAACAACUUCGGUUAGCCUGCGGUGGACACGGCUACAUGGACGCGAGCAAUCUCCCGGUCACGUACGGUUUAAUCACCGCCAUUUGCACUUACGAAGGGGAAAAUACAGUGAUGCUUUUGCAAACAGCUAGAUACCUAGUUAGAGGAUGGAAGCAGGCUGUCGCUGGCGAACCGCUUCCAUCUACCGUGCAAUAUCUCGAACCUAUAGCGAAAGGAAUCAGACCACGAAGUUGGAAGAACACGUUGGAUUGCUUCAUAAAUGCAUUUCAUACAGUUGCCGCGGGCUCUAUUCGUUUAGCAACGGAGAACAUGGAUCAGAGAAUACGUAACGGCGUUUCACCAGAAGACGCGUGGAACCAGACUAGCAUCCAGCUGACUCAAUGCGCGGAGGCUCAUUGCCGAGCUUUCAUUGUGAAGACGUUCAUCGAAUCCGUUAGACGGGUCUCUUCUAUGUCCGCGGAAUUACGCAAAGUAUUGUAUCAACUCUGCGAAUUGUACGCCGUGCAUUGGCUCCUGCAAAAGCGCGGUGACUUUUAUCAAUUCUAUAAUAUGACGAAGGAGGAUGUCUUGCUCCUUCAGUCUCGCUUAGAAGAAUUGUUAGUGGCAAUUCGUCCGAACGCUGUGGGGAUCGUCGAUAGUUUCGAUUACCGUGACGAUAUUUUGAACUCGGCUUUAGGCGUUUACGAUGGUAACGUUUACGAACGAUUGUACGCGGAAGCUCUUAAGAGCCCUUUGAACCAGGAGAGUGUGAACCAAUCUUUCGUCAAAUAUUUAAAACCGUACCUCAAGUGCAAUUUGUAGUGCAAUCGUUUCUUCUAGAAAAUUAUUAUUUUCUCCAUUAUUAUUUUUUUAACGUGGUCACCGAGCGUUUUCGAGCCUUCGAGAGUUCUUCCUAUGAAACUGUUUUUAAAUACGUGCAUUAAGAUUUAGAGAGAAAUCUGGAUCUUCCUGAUCGCUCGUGUCUCUUGUUGAUAUCUCAGUUCGCAUGAUACGGCAAAUGUAACAUAUCGCAUGUGCAAUGGUUAAGAAGUAUACGAAAGUUGAACAGUUGGUCGAUGAAAGAACGACGUAUUUUUUGAUAAUCUUUAUAUAGACUAUCGUUGUAAAUAUUUUAAGACAAUGGAUUAGGUAUCAUGUUAUAAUAGUUGAUCAAUGGUGUUCGAUAGAGGCUUUAUUUUUACGUCGAAAAUUUUGUAGGAAUGCAAUUCCAUGAGAUAUUUUAAGUAUGUUACGAAUCAAGAUAUUUUCUAUGUACUUUUAUCAGUGAAUAAAAUGAUCUAAACAAA
Ceratina calcarata is the source of this 2885-nucleotide messenger RNA. RefSeq names its product putative peroxisomal acyl-coenzyme A oxidase 1. The coding region runs from base 403 to 2400 and encodes 665 amino acids. Gene Ontology annotation, cellular component: peroxisome. NCBI's taxonomy places the organism in Eukaryota, Metazoa, Arthropoda, Insecta, Hymenoptera, Apidae. Gene Ontology annotation, molecular function: fatty acid binding; acyl-CoA oxidase activity; FAD binding. Gene Ontology annotation, biological process: fatty acid beta-oxidation using acyl-CoA oxidase; lipid homeostasis. The record is from RefSeq and is a predicted model, not a curated record. The transcript has 11 exons.